AUCUAUAGAACUAAAUUUAGCCAUUGCUCAUUGAGGAAUUGAGUUACAUGCUUUUGUUGAAAAGAUAUUACAAAAGAAAGUGAAAAUGAAGACAGGACUAAUAACUUGUUUUCUUUGUAAAACAUUAUUUGUUUAGAAUAUUGCUAACACUUUACAAUAAACUCUCAUUUGUGAACUGUUAACAUUAGCUAAUAUAAAUGAACAUUGCAAAUGAGUAAUAUAAAUGAGCAUUGCUUUUUACAGUAUUUAUUCAUUUGUAAACGUUAAUAAAACUUCAGUUGUUCAUUAGUCAUGCUAGUUCACAGUGCAUUAGCUAAUGUUAACACAAAUUUUUAUUUGAAAAAAUGUGUUUUUGAAUGUUGAAAUAAACAUUAAGAUUAAUAAAUGCUAUAGAAGUACUGUUCACGUUGACAAAUGAAACCGUAUUUAAAGGGUUACUGGAACAUUAAAAAAAAUAAUAAUAAAGAAACAUCUACAAUAUAUUAACUUCAUUGUGAUUGUAAUGUGAAAAAUAUGAUGCAAUUACAAGAUGCGAGUUUGAGAUUCCAUUUAAUAUAUUUAGACCACCAGAAGGCGCUAUAACCCCCUUUCCAUUCGAAAGAAAAUGACAGUGGUUGCUUCACACUGCAAAUGAAGAUUGGAUUUAAUCAAAUAAGCACUGUAAAUUGACAAUAGAUGAUUCAGAACAUGUUUAUAUAUUCCAGUUCCAGUAUGUUCGUUUUUAAAAUCUACUCUUGUGAAAUUUUACAGCUCAGACCAACUUCUGCUUUAAAAGAAAGAUGUUAUCAACGAAGUUCAAACCUGAACUGCGCGCUCCGCCCAACACGCUCCUGUGAGCUUCAGGAGCGCGUGAAUAACAACAAAUCUCCAGCGCGCGCCAAACAAAGCGUGCGCAUUUUUAAACUUUCAGUUUUGACACCUUCAUUAGACUAAAGGGAACUUUUAUCUUUGUACAUGUCGUAAAUACUUAAUCAUGAGCGUUAGAAUUAAGAAGCUGUUUGGGAAGUCAAAGAGUUUAGGUAAGGAAUCCAGGGAUGCUGAAAGAACUGAGGGUCUGUGGCGGACUUCACCCGAAGAUGAGCGCGAGAGUUUCAGAGGUUCGUCCAUGACUUUACCGUCGAACCCUGAAGAUGCCACCUCAUUCCCGCACUCACUGCCCACCAGCCCCAGGGAGAAGAAGAAGAAACGUUUUCCGACCUGGAGGUCCAAAAGUAGGAAUAAAGAUAAACAGUUUCUCAGCAGUUCCGGAGAAGUGGACUCUGUGUUCAACCACAGGAGUUUUGAUGAGGUGAGCAUCCAAACGGGAGACUAUGUGAUGACCGACACCUGCCCCACCCCUGUCCGCUCUCGGUCUAAUUCCACAAUAAGCCUGGAUCUCGCAUCCCUUACAGACCCAACUUCUCCCACUCGCAAACACAGGAAGAGUUCUGAGGAGAAGAGUGGAGUUCUUAAUCGUAUCGGAAGUUUUUUCACUCGGAAGAAAAAAAGCAGAACCACAUCGGAUGACAGGGAUGAAAAUUUGUCGCCAGAGGCAAACAGCCCCACCAAGUACUCAGGAUCAGAGGAACUGAGACGGACUCAACACAGAGAGAUUGAGGAUUCCGUGUUUGGUCCAGGGAACAGAAGUCCCAGCGUGUGUAGCGUAGCCUCCAUUGUCGCAGAUGGAGGAGACUUGCCUUUUGCUGACAGCAGCAGUAGUGGACGAGGGAGUGUAAAAGAGGUGGAAGUGAUUAAGGUGAGCAGGGUUGAGACCUCCAGUGACAAGAAGACUGAGCAUCUUGUGCAGGAAGUAAACAGGAAGCUCAAGGUGUACCUAGAGGAGACAACAGACACAACAAUAAAGAAAUGUGCAGAUGUCCCUAUACACACCCCUGAAACGCCAAAGUUUUCCGCAGCCUCAGGUGGGACUGAGAGUAAAAAGACUGUUUUGAAACCCACCAUCACAGGCGGCGGGAAUUACACUGCGCUGGUCGGGGUGACUCUGGGAUCAAAUUCUAGAAACUCAUCGUCCUCCGACAUUCCACCUGGAGAACAGACAGUAACUGAAAGCAUGGGGAAGAAAAACGUCUCCAAACGGAAAUCACGCAAACUAAGCAAUCAAGAAAGCAAUAAUGAGCUUCGUGCCCCAACGAACACCACUUCCCCUGAGGCAGAGGAGAGGUCAGCUCAAUCUUCUCCUUCACCUGGUCAAGUACACAGAGCCGUGUGGGCGGAAACUCACCUAACAGAGGAGGAGAGUGAGAGCUCCAUUACUGACUCACUUUCUUCUGCAAAACCUGCUCUGGCCAGCCCAACUAAGAGUUAUUCUGCGCUCGGUGCAGCUGCCAGCAACACUCCUGGUCCUUCUCAAGCUCCAGAGCCAGCCAACUUCACCUUACAUGCUUUAAAAGACAGCACUGAACCACCAAAGGAGGAAACUCGAGAGAGCCUUAUUCCUAAACACCGACAUGCUGACAGCAAUGAAGAGAAACGCAGAAGCGUGAAACUGUCAAAGAGUGAAAAAGUCUUUGCUAAAAGAGUGUUUGUUGGUUCUCAAUCAAGCCUAGACGGGGAAGAACAAGCUGAGACUGAGACCCAAAGUGAGACUAACUUGGAUAUAACGCAGAAUGUACAGCAGGUUAGGGUGAAAAUAUUACCAAACCCCAAAAGUGUGAAUGUCAAGCAGUCCAACCAACAGACAAACGAGUCAGUAGGAGAUUGUGCUGUUUUCGUGCAAGAGCAGCCUCUCGAUGAGGAUCUAGAGAGCCCCUUUGAAAUUUCAACAGAGAAUAGAGACGCUGCUGAUUUCCCAGAAAUGCCACUGAAUAAAGUACCAUUUAAUAGUGUGAUGAGCAGUCACCAAAACUCAUCUGUGCCUUCCAAGCGUACGGACAGAGCUGCAAGCGGACCAAAUGAGGGAAUUAAAGCAAAGAGCUCUCCACCACAAGUUGCCCCUAAAACAAAAGCUGUAAUGUCUCGCAUUAAAAGCCUCUCUGAGGCAUCAAAGAUAGAAGUGCCUCCAGUACGGAGAUUUUCGCAAAAAGAGACAGACCAAAAAGAGAUCAGGUCUCCAACAGAAAAAGACCAAUCUGUUACACUUAGUAAACCAAUUGACACCAAGAACAGAAUUCCUAAGAAAACUGCACCAGAUGUUCAAACAAAACCAAAGAAGGUGGUGGAGGUUGUCACAGUGUAUAGUGUGUCAACAGAAGCUGAAAGACAGAUGUCCACCAAACGUCAGAAUGAGGCAGGAUUAAAAAGCCCAGAGCAGAAAAUGUCACCGACAAAGAGAGUGGAAGAGAGAGAUGUUUUGGAUGCCUCACUAAUGACAAAAAAUUCUCAACCCACUAAAGAACAGGUCACUCUUUCAAAGCCUAAAAAAGAAAGAAGUCUAAAAAAAUCACUUUCUGAUGAUAAAUCCCCAACCUCCCCAUCUUCACUGGAGAAUUCUAAUUCAUCAAAGCUUAACUCUGAGUUCAAAGCAUGCAAAGAUAUCCAAAAAUCGAAAACUCAACCAACAAUUAUCAGUGACAGAAGUCCAACAUCAAAGAGUAGUUUUUCUUAUUCAAAGAGUAAAGUCAAAUCAGGUGACACUGGCAACAAAACCCAGGCAAAACUUUCUUCCUCAGCACCUGGCAUGGACCAAUCAGAGCAGAAAAUUGAAAAGGAGAAGCCAGUGAACGAAACCCAGCUAAGCGGGCCAAAGAGUCCAAGAAAAUUCAUGACUGAUGUGUCACCAACAGGAAGGAAACUGCCUCAAACAACACCACAGGGCCCUCGAAAACAGCCCUCAGAUGAAGAAGUUGCCCGCGGAGAGAGUGAGUCAUAUGAACCAGCCUCUCUGCCGCAUACCAAGCCAGAGAGAAAUGAGUCAUCACCGGUUAACGGUCCUGUCAGUAAUGGCAAAUCUUCCAAAUGUGAUCAAGCCACUGGGAAUGCUGUGGCCAGGGUAUCACCGGAGCUCAAAUUAAAAAGCCCUGUUAAGGACGUGGGUGAUUUACAGUCAGCAACACCACAUCUCAAAAGUCCCACUAAACUUAAACCCAAGAAAGAUUUUAGGAAGGCAGAGCCAACUGCAGCUUCUGAUUCAAAAAUAGACAAAUGUGAGAAGAUGAUGACAAAUUUGUCCAUCACACCCACAGCUGCUCAGAAAUCUGACACAGGAGAAAAUAUUUUUACACAAUCAAAAGACAUUUCUGAAAUGAAGAAUGAAAAUUUUGAUGCUGCUGAGACCAAAGUCACACCAGAUAUGUCACUUUCAGAAAACAAUGAUUUACAAACCAAUCGACAGACAGACCCACAUGUGCAAGUUGCAUCAGAUAAUCAGUCAGAUAUUGCUAAAGAAAAGGAUAUUGUUGAGUUUGAGAAAAAGACAUGUGCUUUUGCUACAGCAGAUGAAAUUUCUGCAAUAUCCAAGACGGCUAAACAAUCAAACGUAUCUUCUGAAACGAAUGGCGAAAAAUCUGGUGCCACUGAAACUAAAGUCACAUUGGAUGUGUCGCUUUCAGAAAAGAAUGAUUCAAACUCCGAAAAACAUCAGACAGAGUCAAAUCUACCAAUUUCAUCAGGCUCACAUGUCCAGGAUGUACCAGAUAAGCAAUCAGUCAAAGAGAAGCCGCUUACUGGGUUCAAGAAGAAGUGUGGCCUUACCAAGGAAAAUGACAUUUCCUCAAUACCUGAGAUGGGCACAACCAGUGAUCUGAGUAUUCAAGAUAUUUGUAAACAAUCAAAAGACACUUCUAAAACAAAGGGCGAAAAAUCUUGUGCUGCUGAAACCAAAGUCAAACUGGAUGUGUCGCUUUCAGAUAACAACAAUUUGCAAACCAUAAAAUGCCAGACCGAAUCAAAUUUACCAGUUUCAUCAGAGUCACAUGUCCAGACUAUGCCAGAAAAGCAGUCAGAUGUUGUCAAAGAGAAGUGUCUUGGAUUUGAGGAAGAGACAUGUGCCCUUACUAAGACAGAUGGAAUUUCUACAACACCCAAGACAGCUAAACAAUCAAAAGCCUCUUCUGAAAUGAAGCAUGAAAAAUCUGGUGCUGCUGAAACCAAAGUUAAACCGGAUGGGUCGCUUUCAGAAAAUAAUUUACAAUUCAUAAAACAACUAACAGAAUCAAAUUUACCUGUUUCAACUGAAUCACAUGUGCAGGUUGCGUCCGAUGAGCUGCCAGAUGUUGUCAAAAAGGAGUCUUUUGUUGAGUUUGAGAAAGAGACAACCAGUAAUCUGAGCGCUCAAGGUAUGGAGAAGUCUUGCUCUUCUCAGGAUCAAAUCGUUCCAGUCAUUUCAGAGGAUUCAUCUGAGACAACCCAGAAGACUGAGACCAAAGGGCACAGUGUGAAAAAUGCUUUGAAACAACCAAAAACAACUACACAACUAGAUGAAAAGGUUAAAAAUAAAGAAAGUGGUAAAUGCAAAGUAUCAGAGAAACCGGUUCAGUCUGAAGACUCAAAUAAAACAAACCCAGAGUGUGUCAAACAGAAUGAAUCAAAUACAUUAAAGCAAAUUGAUGAGACAGCAGUGGCAGUGAUCACGACUCCAGAGGCUGCUUCUAAACCAGAACCUGUUCAAAAAGGUGAUCAGACUUCAAAGCAGCAACUUCCAUCAGUUAAAAAAAUACCAGAUAAACUGACCCUCAAAGUGGACAGGAAGAGUGAGGUACUAAUUAAAAAUGCAGAGUCUAACCUGAAACUCAAGGAUUUUACAAAGACUAAAGAUAAAAUACCAGCUACAAACUUGCAAAAGCUGAAACCACCAUCUAACCAAAGCGUUCAACAAUUUACAUCUCAGAAUCUUCCUCUGGACCCCAAAAGCCUUUCACAAAAUAGCAAGGCACCAUCUAGUUGGUUAGACGUGGACCAAGGUUUUGAGAAAAAGAAAACAGGGAGACGUAUGGAUUGUUCUGCAAGUGAUGACAAUCAGCUUGACACUUCCAAUGACUUUGAUGAUUUCAUUCGUAACAUCAAAGAGAACUGCUCCCCUUUCUCUUUGCCACCAAGAAAACAUGGGCAGAGCAAGAUGCCGUCGCCACCUUUUGCCAUGCCGGCCAUUAAAGAAGAUCACUUUGAGAAGAUACUUGACCCAGAACAGUUCCAGUUUGGGACAAGAAAAACUGUGGGACCGAAAGACCCCUCUCCAGCCAUGAUUAUUAAGAAGAAAAAUGAAGAAACGAAAACCAAGCCACUGUCCAAACGUGCUGAGGACAGCCUGCUUUAUAAAAGUCUUUCAUCUAGACGGGAACAAGACAAAGCUAAAAAGCUCACAAUCACUGAGGAGAAAAAUGAUGGAGAAAAACAAAUCACAGAAGGCUCUGGAAAAAUGUCCUCAAGGUUGGAAAGAAUGUCAAUAAUCUCAAACCUUGUGAAAUCACCAAACCUGUCAAGAAAAGCAAGAAAUGAACAAAGCUCUCUCAUUAAUGGCAUUCAGUCCCCCAUAACGCCACCACCAGUGGAGGUGCCAACCCCAGGAGAGCAGAAGGGCAUACCGCUGUCUCAUGCUUUCACAGCUCCAAAAGAGGGGUUUGGUGAUUCGGUAAAGAGCCCAUCAUCACCUCCUCCUCUUCCAACUUUCACAGAAGUCAAGCUGCCUGACUUAUUGGAGAAAUACAUGAAUAAAGGCAAAGAAUCCAACACAAUAAGUCAGCAAAGGCCUGACACUAGCUCUCUCCCUGCACUGGAUAUAGGUCUUACCUCCAACACAAAUUCAAAAAUGGGACUGCAAGGCAUAUCAGGAUUAACAUCUCCAUCCAGCAGCACUCAACAGAUUCCACUUCUCACACCCACCAGCCUCUCACCAACAUAUGCAGAGACAUCAGGUGUCAGAGGCUUCCACAGACGCCCUGGAAAGAUUGUUAUAUACCAACAGUCUAAUUUUGGAGGAGAGGCAUACGAGGUGUUCAGAGACAUAGAGGAUGCCACCUCUCUUAAACUCUCUCCAAUCAUCUCCGUAAAGGUCGUCAGAGGAUGCUGGCUGCUGUAUGAAAAGCCAGGCUUUCAGGGCCGAUCCGUCGCUCUGGAGGAGGGGCCAGUAGACUUAGCAAAUGAGUGGGCGGAGACAGAGCCCAGUGGGGAGGUGGGGCCAAACGGCUUGCCACUUCCAACUACGCCCAUGGUUAUUGGCUCUAUUAGGCUUGCAUUAAGGGACUACAGAACACCAAAAAUAGAUCUGUUCACAGAGCUGAAUGGGAUGGGCCGAAUGUCUUCAUUCUGCGAUGACACCAUAGAAACCUGUUCAUUUGGUAUUCCUCAGAAUACUGGGUCCAUUAAAGUCCACAGUGGAGUAUGGCUGGUCUUUAGUGAUCCAGGUUUCCAGGGUCUUUUGGCUGUUUUGGAGGAAGGAGUAUAUCCCUGCCCUCAGGACUGGGGUUUUCCCACCCCAUUUGUCGGAUCGCUGCGGCCCUUGAAAAUGGGUGAAAUUAAGGUGGAAAAUCCUAAUGAAGUUAAGGCAGUACUCUUUGAAAAUCCAAUGUUCCAAGGGGAGAACAUGGAGAUCGAAAGGGACAUUUACAACUUUGAUGAAGGAGAGGAAGAGGAGAAGAAUGAAGAAGGGGAGACUGAGAGUCCUGGCAACACCAGGAGAAAGAGACUCUGUUCUGUCGGCUCAUUGAAGAUCCUGAGUGGCCUCUGGGUAGGAUACUCUGCGCCAGGAUUUGAGGGGCGCCAGUAUCUUCUGGAGGAAGGAGAGUAUGCAGACUUCACUGACUGGGGUGGACUGGAAGACGGGCUCCUCUCUAUACGUCCUGUGUUAGCAGAUUUCAUCACUCCUCACGUGAGAAUGUUCAGUGAGCGGGAUUUCAGUGAGAGAGGGCUGAAUGUGGACCUGCUGGAACCUGUCAUGAGCAUGGAAACCACUGGCUUUGGCAUAAAGACCCAAUCAUUGGAAGUCCUCUCUGGAGUGUGGAUAGCAUUCGAGAAGGAACGCUUCUCAGGUGAGCUGUAUGUUUUAGAGAAGGGUCUCUACGGCAGUCCAGAGGAUUGGGGAGCACACAACUUCAAGAUCUUGUCUCUUCAGCCUGUGAUUUUGGAUCAGGCUGAAGGUCUGUCCAGAUAUAAGGUGCAGUUGUUCGCUGAGCCAGGGUUCCAGGGAGCAGUGCAGACCUUAGAUGAAAGUGUGGCGUUCCUGACAGAGGACUUCCAUCCCAUGUCCUGCAAGGUUUUGGCUGGGAGCUGGGUGGUGUUUGACGGCCCACAGUUCACUGAAAACAUGUAUGUACUGGAGGAAGGAGAAUACCCCAAUCCUGAGGCUCUGGGCUUACUCAACUCAGAUUGCAAAAUCAGUUCUGUCCACACUGUAGGACAUGAGUUUUCUAUGCCCUCCAUCACACUCUUCUGUAAAUCUGGCUUCAGAGGACGUAAAGUAGUUCUGACAGAUGGCGUUUUGAACCUUACUCUGGCUGGCAUUGAUGGGCGAGUCAACUCUCUAUUGGUCAAUGGAGGAAUCUGGGUGUUGUAUGAAUACAGCAACUUCCGUGGUCGACAAUUCCUGCUCCAUCCCAGUGAGAUCGGUGAUUGGCCAAAGUUCAGUGGCUGGGAGCAGAUUGGCUCUCUGCGUCCGUUACUACAGAAACGUGUUUAUUUCCGGCUGCGUAGUGCAGAGACAGGCUGCUUGAUGUCUCUGUCUGGACCCCUGGAUGAUAUUAAGCUGCUCCGGGUUCAAGUGCUGGAGGAAUCUGGUGGUCCAGAGCAGAUGUGGGUCUAUGAGAACGGACUACUGCGCUGCAAGCUGGUAGAGGACUGUUGUGUGGAGACAUCUGGAGGUGUGGUGAUGGCAGGUUGCAGGUUGAAUAUCUCACCUGAACCAGGCAAAGACAAUCAGUUCUGGAGCAUCACAGGAGACGGAAUCAUACGCAACAACCUCAAGCCCGACCUUGUGAUGGAGGUUAAAGGUGGGCAACAGUACGAUAAAAACCAUGUGAUUCUCAACACCUUUGAUGAGCAGAAAACCAACCAGAGAUGGACAGUGGAAAUCCUUUAGUGCUUGAGUCACAACAGAGACCAAUUCUGUAACUCCUGAUGUUCAGCAGAAACCCUAAAAGAUCUGAGGCUGUUCUGAGUCCUCAAGAUGAUGAGAAUCUAAACCCCAAAAAUGACUCUGAUGAGUCUCUCUCACUGAUGGAUUUUAUCUCAAGAUGAGAAUGUGUGGGGGACCAAAUCUCUUGGAAUCAAUCUGUAUCACAGUCUUUGAAUGAGUGAUGUCUCUUUGGACAUUCAACAGAAGUUCAUUGAUUAUAUCAAAGUGAAUUUCACUGGGUGCGUCUCAAUCAGCUCCCUAGUUCAGUAGUCAUGGCACUGAUCAAGGAGUCGGCCAUUUUAAAAGCCGUCUCAAUCACAAAAUCCUUCCAGUGCACUGAAACAUUCGCUCCCUAAAAAGUCCCACAAUGCACCGUGAAAACCAGGGAGCAUUGAUGCUCACUAACAGAAGGGGUUUUUUUUUAUUAUUUUUUUAUAAAUACAAUCCAUUAUAUUUCAGCAUAAACAUACAUCGCUAGACAGGUAAUGAACAUAAUUUGGCUAACAUUUAUCAUUUGUUUACAGCCGAAACCUUGCAGGUAUAUGUAACAAUCAAAGUAUUUGUACUAAUGUACUUUAAAUAACAUUAAAAAAUAAUGAGAGAAAGAUAUCAUUGCUGCUGCUGUUCACAAAUACCAGUAGUUUACAAUAAGGAUCUUGCCAUGUCGUCGGAAAUAGAGCCAUAAGUGUCCCAAUGUGUAGUGAGCAACGUUUCUUACUGUCCUUACCAGUGCCCAGAUUCAUGUACACAAUAUAAUGAUUCAUGCCCCCGGAAGCUAGGGAGCUGAUUGAGACGCACACACUGUCUUUUGUGCUAGCACUUUUUUGUUGUUGCUCUCUAUUGACCCGGCAACACAAAGAACUAUCCUGCUUGCAAUGCCAUGAUAUUACCAAAGGGGGGAGCGCUAGCAUUAAGAUUUGUAUGUAGCUGCACUUUAGGUGACCUUGUUCAUUUCUUGUACUAGCAAAAAAAAUCAUGGUUUGGCUAGUUAGUUUGGCCCAAGUUUACCCCUUGCUUUAUGGAGCAAAAAGCAUCUUCCUCCAAAUCAUAAGUAGCUGUUGUAUUCUGACUAAAUUAUUUUUGUAAGAAUUACAUUAAUCAUAGAAAUUGCAUCAUAGUAUAGUAGAUGUUUUACAAGUGCCUUAUUUUUUGAGGGUUCUUAAAAGCUUUAAAUAGACUAUUUUUCCUCGUCUGAAGCCUUUGUCACAUCUCAGGAUGGUCGCUAGUAAAGGGCUUGUGCAAGUACUAUCAGCCAAUCAGCAGUCAAGAUUAUUCACAUUUAUUGGCUCAAAACAGCCUGGCUGCAGAACUAAGCUCUCAUGAGUAAAAUUUUGACAUACAUUCAAAGUCUCCUGCACCAGAUGAGAAACUGCUGUUGAGAUGAAUGAGAAUACAAAUGGAUAGUUUUCUCCAGGUAUUAUAGACUUCACUGAAUGUAAGGUAGCAUUUAUAUGCCAUUCAAACUCGCUGAAAACUAAAUGUUUACUCAUACCAUUUUACAGAUGCUGCACUAAGUUUUUAACAUGUCAUGUCAGACUAUUCUGCUAAAUCAGGAAAAAAAAAAACACCAUUGAACUUUAUAUACCAUCUCCUUCUCAUGCUGAUCUGGCAUCAGUUCAAUCCGGUCACAAACUGGCAUUUAUUGGAAAGGCAGCUGAUCCUUGAUCUGCUCUCAAGAGUAUUUUCUGUCUCUCUCUAUUUUCUUUUAUAAAGAUUUUUUGAUAGUAGUUUGUGUAUGUUUGUAAAUUUUCUAUAUAUCUAGGUUUAGUCAUCUGUUUUAGCAUUUUUUUUUAUAUGUUCAUGAUUUCCAAAAUAUACUGUUACAUGUAGAAUAAAACAUUUUUAUUGUU
This is a messenger RNA of Megalobrama amblycephala (Wuchang bream), 10833 nucleotides long. It is a transcript of the gene crybg1a, whose product is annotated as crystallin beta-gamma domain containing 1a. The coding region runs from base 974 to 8947 and encodes 2657 amino acids. Lineage: Eukaryota; Metazoa; Chordata; Actinopteri; Cypriniformes; Xenocyprididae. The record is from RefSeq and is a predicted model, not a curated record. The transcript is spliced from 22 exons.